CGCGGGGCUUGCGGGAGGCCGCCGGGAGGGGCGGGCGCGCGAGCGGAGCACGAGGAGGCGGAGGCGGGGGAGAAGUGAUGCUGGCGCCGGGGAUCCGGGCAGCGGCAGCGGAGAAUAAGCAUCUUCGGGACCCCGACUGCAGCGUCCCCGUGGCCCGCGGGCCAGCCGAACGGCCGGAGACCGCGCGUCCCGCGGGUAAGAUCUGUUAGAGACACAUCAAGGAUUGUGGAGUACAGAAGGGGACAAAGGGUUGUAUAUCAAAAAAGACUCAACUCUCAGAGGAAGACGGAAGAGUUCAUCGUAGGAUUGACGUGGAAAAGUGAUGUGGACAAACUUCGGCCAAAGAAGCAUAAGGACUAGUUUAUUGCGGAAGGAAGAUAUGGGUUUCCAUGGAGCUAUCAAUGGUGCUCAUCUCAGAUUAAAGCUGGUCACCUGUCUCCAGACACCUCAAAGUUCAUCACACAGUAGCACCUCCCUUCUUGUCUCUCCAGCCACUGAUGGAUACUGCAAUUUGGUGAACGGCAGUUUCUGGAGCGCGCCUCUCAAAUCUCUGCAGAUCAAUGGAGACCAUUCUAGAUGCUCUAUAGCUGUAGUAAGAAGAAAGCAGUGGCAGCAGGCUCGGUCCAAAAGAUUUCUGAGGAAGAUUUCUGAGGCAUGGACCUUCCAUCAGGUUUGGAAGAACGUAAAGUGAAUAUGCCGAUGCCACAGAACAGAUAAGGUCCUGGGACACCGCCAACUAACUCCUCUCUGGCAGAAUAUCUAGAUUGCUGAGUAAUAUGCUGCCUUUGCGAGAGGACAAGAAACUAGUGACCAAAACGUGUGUUCUUCAGUAUUUGGACUAGACGUGUCUCAAGACAAUGGCUUCAAAGGUCUCGUGCCUAUAUGUAUUGACCGUUGUGUGCUGGGCCAGCGCUCUCUGGUACUUGAGCAUUACGAGACCUACUUCAUCCUACACUGGCUCGAAGCCAUUCAGUCACCUAACAGUUGCCAGGAAGAACUUCACCUUUGGCAACAUAAGAACUCGACCUAUAAACCCACAUUCUUUCGAAUUUCUUAUAAAUGAGCCCAACAAAUGUGAGAAGAACAUCCCCUUCCUUGUGAUCCUCAUUAGCACCACACACAAGGAAUUUGAUGCCCGCCAGGCAAUCCGGGAGACGUGGGGGGAUGAGAACAACUUCAAAGGGAUCAAGAUAGCCACGCUUUUCCUCCUGGGCAAAAAUGCCGAUCCUGUUCUGAACCAGAUGGUGGAACAAGAGAGCCAGAUAUUCCACGACAUCAUCGUAGAGGACUUCAUUGACUCCUACCACAACCUCACCCUCAAAACCUUAAUGGGGAUGAGAUGGGUUGCCACUUUCUGUUCAAAAGCCAAGUAUGUCAUGAAAACAGACAGUGACAUUUUUGUGAACAUGGACAACCUUAUUUAUAAACUCCUGAAACCCUCUACCAAGCCGAGAAGAAGGUAUUUUACUGGUUAUGUCAUCAAUGGUGGGCCGAUCCGGGACGUCCGCAGUAAAUGGUAUAUGCCCAGGGACUUGUACCCUGACAGCAACUACCCUCCAUUCUGUUCGGGGACUGGCUAUAUCUUUUCUGCUGAUGUGGCUGAACUCAUUUACAAGACCUCACUCCAUACCAGGCUGCUUCAUCUUGAAGAUGUGUAUGUGGGACUGUGUCUUCGUAAGCUAGGCAUACAUCCUUUCCAGAACAGUGGCUUCAAUCAUUGGAAAAUGGCGUACAGUUUGUGCAGGUACCGUCGCGUCAUCACAGUCCACCAGAUCUCCCCGGAAGAAAUGCACCGAAUCUGGAAUGACAUGUCAAGCAAGAAGCAUCUCAGAUGUUAAGAUUUUUAGUCAAUGUAAAUAAGUUUCUUUUCUAAGAUGUGGGGACUAAGGUGUUGGUAUUUUGCAGGGGUCACCCAGGGAACAUGAAGUGAUAAGGGGGUUUUGUAAAGUUUUUGCUUCCUGUUUCCAGCUUCUUUCUUGGAUGAGUAAUUUACAAAUACUGACUUGGUCAUAGAAACAGUGAGUAAGUUAGAAGGGCCAGAUUUCAUUCUCAGGUCCCAAGACAUUGCCAUUUAUCUAAAAGGGUGACUUUCGAUAACUGCUAGAAUUCAUACACUGUGCAUCUGGUCAGCAAAUAGAAACUCACAGUGAGGUUUUCAUACCAUCUCCUCAAAAGUAAGUAGUAACUCUAUUUUAAAAACAAGAAUAAGCCAGAAAAGAUACACAGUCAGAAAGACACACUGGGUGUGAAUAUCAGUGCUGUGUGCUCUUGUCCAGUUGCAUUUUUACAUAUGUUGCGAUGGAAUGCAAACAGAAUGAGAGAUUCUACCAAUAAGUGAUUUUAUUCCUGGUAGAGAGACUGUGAUGAAAUAGAUGGGAAUUUAAACUUGAGAAUCAAUUAUUCUGUAUGUAUAGAAAACACCUCAGCCUGUACUUCCAAGGAUUAAAUCUGGUCAGCAGGUGAGGUAUACAUAAAAUGCUACUUUAAGUAAAAAAAUAAACUUUUUCUUUUUUCAGAACAAAGAUUACAUGAUGCCACCAAGGAGACUGCCAAAAUGUAGUACUCUCACCUGCUUCCUUCCAUAUAAUGCCUCUAAGUGCAUUUCACAGUCCUGGGAUCAGGCAGGUGUAUGUCUCCAGGUGUAGAAAUCAAGUUGGUGGAAGGCCGGGAAGCAAUACACAACAAUUGAGAAAGCGAAUCUAGGUAUCCGAUCUAAUUAGCAUAAGCUUAGCAAUAGUGCCCACUGCCCCUCUCACGGAUUUGGGAAACUCUUUAACGCCUACUAGUAUCACUGAAAGAUGUUGCCCUGCUACCAAUGAACAUAAUACUCUUAACAUCCACAGCAUUCGAGUACCUUUAGCAACAAAGCUGUUUUGAGAUGUUCCGGAGGUUCUGUGGCUGAGAUCCAUGGGAAGGAAGAACGGGGACGCCUGAGUUCAGAUCCCACUGACGCCACAAACGUAUAUGGACCACAUGAACAGGCAUCUCAUUUUUGACGUACUUCUGUAUGCUCAUUUGUAAAAUGGCUAAAAAGAAACAUCUACCUCACAGAUACUGUGAGAGCAAAUGACAUUUGCUAAAUAAACAUAUUGAGAUCUUUAGUUUAAAAGGUGCUAUGUAAUGCCAUGUAUCACGCAUUGUGCUAAAUGCUAAAGUGAUUACAGUGAUUGUAAAGACGGUCAUCCGCUAUGGUAACAUCAUCCUGAUAUAACAAUUUACCAAAAUAAAGAUUGACUGUGAAAUAUCAGUGUACCUAAUUCUUCCAAGACUUUCGAUGUUUCCUUGCCUCUAAGUUAGUUGACUGGGGAAGCUUCGAUUUCUCUGCCAUGUUUCCGGUUUUGGUGACAAAUGUGUCACCUCAGUGUGUUGCCUUGGUAUCCCAGGAUGUUUAAAGCAAGAGCAUCUGCUUUGCUUUGGGGAGGAGCUUUGCAUAUGCUUUGCAAAAUGCAUCCUGACAACUUAAAUUUUAGGAAUUGAACAUUUGCCCUGAAUUCUUAAAAAUCUUUAGGACAAGUAGAGCUAAUCUCCAUCAGAAGUUAGAUAAGCCCUCAGCAAACCUCCCUGUUGUACAUGUACCAUUCCAUAGGGAACUCAUUGUUGUCAUGCAAGGAAAGCCCCACAGCUGAAGGAGUUGUUUCCUUUAUCUAUUUCAUUUGUGUAAUGACCUCUGGAGUACCCCCCUAGAAGCGGAUAGCAAUAGGGAGACAAAGAAAUAAAAUGGAAUCCCACAAUCAUAUAACCUCUUGCUAGGAAACACUAGAUCUCUCAUUAGCCCUAAAUUACUAAAUGAUACAGGACUUCCCAGCCUUUAAAAUUAUGAUUUCUAUUAUUAUUAUUAUUAUUAUUAUUAUUAUUAUUAUUAUUAUUGAGUAGUGUCAAACGGCUUGGGAAGAGAUGAAGCAGGACAAGGUGAGCUGCUCUCUCACCAUCCGGCCUCAGCUGCUGUGAGCUCCAGUCGCUGGGAAAGUCUCCUCAUGCCCUCAUGCCCUCAUGCCUCAUUUGCCUCCCACUUGCACAGUUGAACACAGUCUCUGUCUCCCACAAUGGCCUUGCAUCUGCCCCAUGCUCAGCCAAGCCACUUCUCAUGCCAAGAAUCUCACAUUACAAUAGCCGUGUAUGUACAUCUAUGAACUGCUUUAUAUGUAUGUGUGGAAUAUGCAUAGAGCCCUAAUCUUGAAAAGGAGAAAAAAGAAAAAAACAGAAAAUCAUAUGUCUUAAAGGACUGUUUCUUAACCUUUUUAUGCUACACAGUGCCCGUAUGACAAACAUGUAAAUAGACACCGAAGAUUACAUGUACAUAUUUUAAAAGUGAUUUUUUUUGUCACCUCAAUUGUAUGUACAGCUAAAAUCUGCUUGACAUGUAACAUUUUCCUCUGCAUGGAACUUGAUGAGGCAAGGCCAUUUGUCCAGUAUUUCAAUAGCCUUAAGCAUGUUCGCUCUUUGUUUUUCUGGAUGUUCAAAAAAAAAAAAUGUUUAACUUGUCAAGGAAAAAGCUCUAAUUGUUCUUACUUCUGUUAAUUCUAUGACAAGAAACUGGUCAAAUUAUUGUUGUGGUUUUUAUUAAGCCAUUCCUACCAUUUCCUUAAGAAAAAAAAAUUCACAAUGAUGCCAGUGCUUUGGGGCUGGGGGUGUGACUGAGCGGUAAAGCACUCCCCUAGCAUGCAAAGGGCUCUGGGUUCAGUCCUCAGCGCUGCAAUAAUAUUGUACCAGAAGUCAUUCAAAUAAUUUUUCUAAACACUGUCUGAUUCCCCAUUAUUUCUCUAUUAUGUACUAGAUAACAUCAGUAUGUACAAUCUUGAAAGUGUCUUAGUGUAUUGCUUUGAGGAAAAAUGCUUUCUCUUUGGUGCGUCAUUUAUGUGGCUUUGUGUCCUCUUGGAGCAGUUUCAAUAUACAACAACGUACUUUUAAAUAACCAGAUUCAAAAACAUGAAGAGCGUUUUUUAUUUGAAUUGAAUACGGAAGAACAAAACCCCUUCUGUGAUAAGUUACGGAGGGGAAACAAACUCUUUACAGAGAAGUCAAGGAAGGAGUUUUUCAAUCAAAUUUCUUCUAACAAAAGACAAUGGAAUAUUUAUGUACAGUGUGUGGAAUUCAUUUUCUACCUUUCCUAAUAUGUGGCUUCAAUGCGGGAAAUUGAUUGUAUCAUUUCUGUAAAGGUGAAAAUACUUUUUAUAAGCAAGAAGUAACUUGUGAAUGAAAGGAGCAAUUCAUUAGAAACGCUUGAUGAUAAUUGACAUUUAGGUAUAUUGUUAUAUAUGAAUGACUGUAUUUAUGUAUUUAUUUGUUCAAAAUUGUACAUACGGUUUUGCCAAAAGUAACUGUGUGUUAAAGUGCACUCUCUGGGUUUGUAUUUAGGGUUACAUGGGUUGCCAAUCAAGCUGCUAAUCAGAAUACUAUUUUUUUGUAUCAGUGUUACAACAUGUGACAAAUAGAUAACGCUGUCUUUUUGUUCAUUUUCUUUACCCUCCUCUUGAAAUGUAAACUGUCGAUUGAAAGCACGCUGCUGGUGUACAGGCCCAUCUGUCUAGGGGAAGAUCAUGGUUUCAUAAAGCUGAUUUUUUAAACUCCUGGGACAAAUAAACAAAAGAAGAACUGG
Psammomys obesus (fat sand rat) is the source of this 5596-nucleotide messenger RNA. RefSeq names its product beta-1,3-galactosyltransferase 1 (gene B3galt1). NCBI's taxonomy places the organism in Eukaryota, Metazoa, Chordata, Mammalia, Rodentia, Muridae. Gene Ontology annotation, molecular function: N-acetyl-beta-D-glucosaminide beta-(1,3)-galactosyltransferase activity. Bases 858 to 1838 code for a protein of 326 amino acids. The record is from RefSeq and is a predicted model, not a curated record. Gene Ontology annotation, cellular component: membrane. The transcript has 7 exons.